GCGCGUCGAUGGUCCAAUGGCUCUAAUCCACCCUUAAGCGUUGAAGAGGAUCCCAACUCCCCAGCUUUGCCCUCCGCCGGCUAAUCCCGUCCGGAUCAAGUUUUGGCCCGUCGUUUCUAUUCCUUUCUUCCUCCGCUUCGCAAAGAUGUCCGACGCCGAAGAGGCGAAAGCCACCGGUUCCUCGCCUUCGGCGGCGUAUCCGAUGGCAGUCGAUAGCCUCGAUGAUGAAGUCAGUUCGCCUUUUCAGUGCUGCGUAUGCUUGGAUAUCCUCUACAAACCUGUCGUUCUUGCAUGUGGACAUAUAUCUUGCUUUUGGUGUGUGCACAAAGCCAUGCAUGGGUUGCGAGCAUCACAUUGUGCUAUUUGUAGGCAGCCUUAUGUUCAUUUUCCUAGUAUUUGCCAAUUACUCCAUUUCUUGCUAUUAAAACUUGAACCUGUGGCUUAUAAGAGGAGGGAAAUGGAAAUUCUAGUGGAAGAAAAGGCUGCUGAUGUGUACUCACCUCAGUUUGCAGAUCAGUUAGAGUUGGAGAAACUUCAUUUUGGUAAUGGGAGUUCUAGCAAAAAAUUUAAUGAUUGCAGAAGUGGAGAUUUUGAACACUCAGAUCUGUCAGAAGAUUGCCUUGAUCAUACCAUAAAAAGGAAUAUAUCUGUGGAUGAUGUAUCUUGUUCUUUGUGCAAGGAAAUGUUGUAUCAGCCUGCAGUUCUUAAUUGUGGGCAUGUAUAUUGUGUGUCUUGCCUAUCUGACUUGAGUGGAGAACAUCUUCGAUGUCAAGUUUGUCAAAGUUUUCAUCCUGGUGAAUUUCCAAAUAUUUGCUUGGAUCUGGAUCAUUUUCUCGAAGAAAGAUUCCCGAGAGAGUAUGCAGUGAGAAGAGAACAAGUGCAACAUAAGAAAGCCCAAUGCCAACAUGUGAAUCCCUCACCAAAUGCUGUACGAAAACAAAAACCGAUGGCACAGGUACCAUCCGGAGGCAUGGAUUUAUGGCUUAAGGAAGACGUGUCUGAUGUUCAUGUAGGAGUUGGGUGUGAUUCAUGUGGGAUAUAUCCAAUUAUUGGAAAAAGAUACAAGUGUAAAGAUUGCAAGGAAGCAAUCGGCUUUGACCUAUGUGAAGCAUGCUACAAUUCCACAUCAAAACUCCCCGGCAGGUUCAAUCAGCAGCACACGCCUGACCAUGCGUUUGAGCUUGAUGAGUCACAGAUGUUACGUAACAUAUUGAUGCAGAGAGACAACCAGUUUGACAUUCCUCAACAAGGUCUGGAAGUAAUCUAUGUCCACAGUGAUGAUGAUCUGCAUGACCAUGAAAAUCAUGACGACGAAGGGAGCGGGGGUGAGGAGGAGUUGAGAUAAAAGAGAAAAGUCUCUUGAAGUUCUUGUUGGUAGUUGUUUAGUGUCGACCAGAUACCUGAAGUGAACUGUAGUACAUAAAUACACUCAGCUGUGCAUUACUAUCCAUAUUUCUUGCUGUAACGAAUCGAUGAUUGUAAAGUCUCACGUCUAGUAGCAGUAAUUCCAAAAAAGUGGAGGAAUCCAAGCAUUGCCAGUGUCUUUUCUGUCUCAUGAUAAUAAAAUUCAAGAUUAUAUAUG
Musa acuminata subsp. malaccensis (wild Malaysian banana) is the source of this 1582-nucleotide messenger RNA. Its product is annotated as E3 ubiquitin-protein ligase PRT1. The record is from RefSeq and is a predicted model, not a curated record. NCBI's taxonomy places the organism in Eukaryota, Viridiplantae, Streptophyta, Magnoliopsida, Zingiberales, Musaceae. Gene Ontology annotation, biological process: proteasome-mediated ubiquitin-dependent protein catabolic process. Gene Ontology annotation, molecular function: zinc ion binding; ubiquitin protein ligase activity.